Messenger RNA from Maniola jurtina (meadow brown), 2224 nucleotides. RefSeq lists its product as uncharacterized. Gene Ontology annotation, molecular function: nucleic acid binding. Bases 256 to 2184 code for a protein of 642 amino acids. NCBI's taxonomy places the organism in Eukaryota, Metazoa, Arthropoda, Insecta, Lepidoptera, Nymphalidae. The transcript is spliced from 2 exons. The record is from RefSeq and is a predicted model, not a curated record.
UCCGGAAAAUCGCUUAACGAUUUAUUAUAUGUAGGUCCUAACUUACAAAAUAACAUAUUUGAACUCUUAAUAAAUUUACGCUUAUUCUCAAUCGCAGUAACCGCAGAUAUUGAAAAACAUUAUUUUCAAUUAAAUUUAACGCCCGCGCAUCACGCUUUUCAAAGAAUUCUUUUUAGAUUUGACACUGAGCAAUCUAUUGACACUUAUAACUUCACCGUAGUAUCAUUUGGAGUAUCUAGUUCACCUUAUCUCGCUAUGAGAGUCGUGCGUCAGCUAGCUGAAGACAGCAUUGACAGGUACCCGCUCGCAGCUAAUGAAGCUACUCAUCACAUGUACAUGGACGAUUACAUAAACUCAAUCGAUGGUUUUGAGAAAGCCAAAGAAACUUAUCAUGAAAUGGUCGAUAUGUUCAACUCGGGUGGUUUCAAUUUAACCAAAUGGAUCUCCAAUGACACUAAAUUUCUAAAUGAAGUUCCUAGCUCUCAUAAAAAUCCGCACGCAAUUAAUUUUGAUUCAGAUGCUCAAGACGUUACAAAAAUAGUAGGAAUGCAGUGGCAUCCUAAACUCGAUACUUUUACUUUUAAAAUCAACGCUAAGGAAAGUCCACGCGAUUAUACAAAACGCUUAAUUCUUUCGAUUACCGCGCGCCUGUUCGAUCCAAUCGGUCUAAUAGGUCCUGUUACCGCUUUUAUGAAACUUCUCGUCCAAGAAUGUUGGAAAUUAAAUCUCGACUGGGAUACUCCAGUACCCAGCUCAAUCGCUCAACAGUUUGAACAAUUUUGUAAUGAACUACCACAUUUAGAACAAAUCAAAAUUCCACGCUACGUAGGGAUGAACUCUGAAUCCCAUGUAACGCUCAUAGGUUUUUCUGACGCUAGUGAAAGAUGCUAUGGAGCCGCCGUUUACAUACGCGUAAGUUCAGAUGAACAUUCUUCUGGCUCUGUUCAUUUGCUCGCUUCAAAAUCUAGAGUCGCACCGCUUAAGAAAACAUCACUCGCUCGACUCGAGCUUUGCGCAUCUCUUCUAUUAGCCAGUUUAAUUGAUUUGAUACGUGAAACUCUUAGUAAGCGCUGCAAAAUAAAUAAUAUUUACGCAUUUUCUGACGCAACAGUAGCCCUUUCAUGGCUUCAUUCUCCCGCAUAUAAAUACCAUACAUUCGUUGCCAAUAGGAUUACCGAAAUUAAUUCAAAGUUAUCUGCUGAACAUUGGUAUCAUAUAAAAGGACGCGAAAAUCCUGCGGACAUUAUAUCUCGUCCAGUCACGCCGAAAGAAUUAUUAGAACGCAAACUUUGGUUUAACGCUCCUCAGUGGACAACGCAUCCUAUAUCGCGAUGGCCUAUAACGCCUUUUCAAGUAAACGCUCAUAAUGAAAAUUUUGAAGAAGCAAAAAUUACUGUUCUAGCAGUUGAAACUUCUGUUUCCGACACUCAACAUCCGAUUGAUAUCUUAGCCGAACGCUCUUCUAGCUGGUCUAAAUUAUUGCGCACCAUUGUUUACAUGUUAAGAUUCUCUAAACGCAAAUUAGAUGAACUUUACACUCUCAUACAGUCCAAUGCUUAUAAAAAUUUCAUUGAGAAUCGCCUCGCAGAACAUCGUAUUCAAUUUAAGCAUAGCCCGCCUUACGGCCCGCAUUUUAAUGGUCUUAGCGAAAUUAACGUUCGCUGUGUAAAAACGCAUUUAUACAAGGUAGUAGGGACACAAAUCCUUACUUAUGAAGAAUUAAAUACAAUUAUAAUUCAAAUCGAAAACUUAUUAAAUAGUAGACCAUUAUGUAUUUUAAGCUCUGAUCCGUCAGAUCUUUCCGCACUUACGCCCAAUCAUUUUCUCAAUCUCACUCCCGCAAAAUAUUUACCUUUCGAGGAUUUAACGGAUAUUCCCGACAGCCGCUUAUCCCGCUAUCAAUUGUUAACUAAAAUUACUUGUUCUUUCUGGAAACGCUGGAGCCAAGAAUAUUUGACUUCUUUACAACACAGACAAAAGUGGAAUACUCCAUCCAACCCUGUGAGUCUUGGAGCUGUUGUUGUAAUCAAAGACUCCAACGUUCAUCCUCUUUGCUGGCCUCUAGGAGUUAUAGAAGAACUCUAUCCAGGGAAAGACAGUAUAAUUCGAGCAGUCAAAGUUAGAACGCGUUCCGGAAGCUACAUCAGACCUGUAGUUCGGAUAUGCCCUCUACCUUCUCAAUAGGCUGCUAUUAACGCUAUUAACUCUAUUUAAACACUUUAAA